AAAUACGAGAAUAAGAAGCGGAAAUCCAUUAAUUUUGAAGAUACAACAUACAAGUUACUGAUCCAACUUUGUAAUUACGAAUUACUGGGUAAUUACGUAAGUCAGGAGAUUAUAUUGUGACCUCAUAGUCAUAUUUAUGACUCAACUUUGAUCAAAAAGAAAAAUGAGGAUUCCUGUUCCAAGCGAUGACGUCACUUUGAACCGAAACCACAAAAACGCUGGAUCACAAAACAAGGUUGAUCGGGAAAGUACCCAGUCACCCGGGGGAAUUACCGAAGAGAACUUCCCCCAUUAUAAAAGGGUUUCUGAUUAUUUGCUGGGAACUUGUGUUGGGGAAGGUUCGUUCGCUAAAGUGAGACUCGCCUUGCAUUGCCCAACCAAAGAAAAGGUGGCGGUCAAAAUUAUCAACAAAGCGAAAGCAAGACGCGAUAGUUAUGUGUUCAAAAACCUUCACCGUGAAGGAAGAAUCUUACAAAUGGUCCGCCAUCCAAACGUCGUACAGGUCCUUGAUAUUUUGGAAACAGGCAACAACUAUUAUCUGGUGACCGAACUUUGCUCCGGCGGGGAACUUAUCGACGUUGUUACCGAACAGGGUCAUUUGCCGGAAGAAACCGUUCGGCGUUACACCUAUCAACUCGUGAACGCGGUUGAAUAUCUUCACGAACGAAAGAUUAUUCAUAGAGACCUUAAAGUUGAAAACCUUUUGUUGGAUUCUGGUGGAAACAUUAAAAUUAUCGACUUCGGUUUAAGCAACACUAUUUCGCCUGUCUGCAGCGACAUCUCGUGUGCGUUGAGCACCCAGUGUGGUUCACCAGCAUACGCCGCCCCAGAGCUAUUGUCGAAGAAGUCGUACGGACCGAAAGUGGACGUUUGGUCAAUAGGUGUCAUCACAUUCGCUUUACUCGUUGGCAAACUUCCCUUCACUGUUGAACCUUUUCACAUCCCAAAGUUAUGUCGAAAGAUGAUGCGAGGUGAAAUGAACCCAAUACCAACCAAUAUAUCAACGCAUUGCAGAUAUUUUAUCCGAAAACUUCUGUGUCCUGACGUCACUCAGCGACCGAAUAUUUCUGAAGUUUCAAAGUUGAAAUGGAUUUUGACUUUCCAGCCAGAAAGUACAAGGAAGUCAAUGACCAAGACAGUUGUUUCGUCACUUUUAAUUGAUAAGUUGGCUGGUGACGUAAGACGACGUCACAGUCUGAUGUCACCGCUCGUGACGUCACCAAUCGAGGCGGCUGUCGUUAAAGAGAUGAGCGUUUCUUUUGGUUUUGCAUGCUCAGAUGUCAUACAGUGUGUGCAGAAGAACCGACCUGGCCCCGCCCUUGCUACGUAUCACCUGCUCGCUAGGAGGAGAGAGGAGAAAAACGAAAAAAAGAAAGAAACAAACCGUUUCUCCCAAGCCAUCCGCACUCACAUUGAAGUGAAACUCAAUGAGGAGAAUAAUCGUAUGACGAAUAAUGGUGAUGAUGACGAAAUAAACGGCCAUCCCAGCUCCGGAUCUACGACACCAUCGCUGCAAAGCACCCCCACUCCUCAAGAUAACAAUCUGCAUUGUGACGCAGAGAACGAAAGGUCACAGAAAAGCGUAUCUUCGCCGACGUAUGAAAUCAUACGAGACGCUUCCGCAAAACAAAGCGAAAAGGAAGAGAAAAAAGUGGAAGUCCAGCGACCUCUUGCGGUUGACAUACGACCAAAACGAUCGGAAUCUGGACCCUGGCGUAAAAGUAACCCAGUAGUGUUGCCUGGAAAUACCGGGGAAAGCAACGGCAGAGCUGAGUUUAUUUCUCUGCUUGAAAACAUGAAGAAAAUGAGGGAAAACUUGCAAAAACGAAGCCAAGAAACCAUACUGGAUGUUGUUCGUAAGGAAUCCAAAGCUCCAGCGGUUACUGUAGGAGUAACGAAGGUUCAGUCACCUCGUAAAAGUCCCAAACUGGUAAGGAAGCUCCCUCUACGAGAGCAGCAUCAGCACAGAACAUCGGUAUCCCAGGAUUCUCACAGAGUUCGGAACAAACUGCCAACCCCCCCUCACAGCCCGUCAAAUCGGCCAGUAUCGCACAACAGCGCCAGCUCGCGGAGAGUAAAUAACUUUCUGCCACACCAGAGGAAAACUUCCUACACCCCAACAACAGAAAGUCCAAGGUUAACUCCUGAAUGGGUUAAGGGCCAUACGAACGGUGUAGGGACCGUGAUUGACACGCCACCUGCCACGCCCAACAGGUACCUUACCGUCCCUUCCUCUCUUCCACCGAUUGUACAGAAGACACAAGAAUCCUCCAAAACUUCUGAAGUAAAACAUAAAACUCGGCGAUCCCUCCCAGUAGGCGGACUUGCGAAGAAACUGACAUCAAACAGAUUCUCCAUUUCCAACAGCAACAGCUCGCCAAGUAGUCCAAUACAGCAUGAGCGUAAUGCCCACAAAGACACACACAAACCUGCUCCAAACACGGCCGAAAAUAAACAGGUUUUCGUAAACAAAUCCAGGUAUGGCUAUUACUUGAGCAAACGGGCAGAAAAAUCCGCAACUGCAUCUCAACCGAGACCGAAAAAGACGAUUUCUGAGCCGAUCGCGACAGCUAUUUCUUACCUAACUUCCAAGCAUCGUUCUCCCAACACAGGUGUUCCACAUCAUCACUCGAGAUGAGACGAUUUGGUUUGUUUGAGAUUUGGUUUGUUUGAGUCGUUUGCGUUAAACCUGAUUUAUAUUUCAAAGAUGUGAUUGGUCCGGUGCACGUCACUUGGGAUGUAGGCCACAGUUGGCGCAUUAUCCCAAUGUUUCUGGCUAUAUAUUCAUCACGCCAGAGGCCGAACUGUGGGCCAGGGAAUCUGGAAUGUACAGGCUCAUUACCCCAACAUUAUCUUUGGAAUAAUUUUUAAACGCUAAUGCAACAUAAUAGACGUUUUUCUAAACCGCAAACAAAACCUGACUCACAACUUUUAUUCAACCGAUGGUAAAGUUAUAAACUUUAUAUAAACCAACAAAGUAGUCUUGCCAACUCGUCCUGCAAGGCUGAACCAGUACGUUGAAAAUGUGGUGCAGUUUCAACGUAUAAAGAUCAAGUAUUUAAUGCACGUACUUCUGUUUUCUCUUUUUACAUCCACUGCAUUCAAACAACGCUGUAGUAAAAUCGUGAAAUAGUUUUUCACGCAAUGAUUCACUGUGAACUUCAUAAGUUAAUACCCGGAUACCCGUACUAUACUUAUCAGCUGUUUUCGUGUCUUUCUUCUUAUUGUAUUGCAUUUCCCUCCAAAUAAAAACUCUUGUCCAAACAA
Ciona intestinalis (vase tunicate) is the source of this 3267-nucleotide messenger RNA. Lineage: Eukaryota; Metazoa; Chordata; Ascidiacea; Phlebobranchia; Cionidae. The record is from RefSeq and is a predicted model, not a curated record.